AAAAAAGUUACAUGAUUGUUUUGAAUUUGGGAUUACUCAAUGCCUAAAAUCUAGCGUGAUCGCCCAAAACCACUCUAAUGACUAGUUUGGAAAAUACUUUUAAAAGGAGGGUUAUUGUUAUGGGUGGAUCACCUGAGCACAAUUGGAGAUGUGUAGAGGAAUUUACGAUAAAAGGUCUAUGGUAAGGGAUUUUUCGACUUAUAGCAAGGGUUUUACCCGUGCUAAAAGUUGUAGCAAGAGUUUUUCUAAUUCCUGGAUGAACUCUCGCCAAUGUUGUCCCUGCUACAUGUAGCAAGGGGUUUUAGCAACC
This is a messenger RNA of Linum tenue, 310 nucleotides long. The record is from the annotation of a GenBank genome assembly. NCBI's taxonomy places the organism in Eukaryota, Viridiplantae, Streptophyta, Magnoliopsida, Malpighiales, Linaceae.